CAAGGUGUAGCAGAGAGGAAGACGAAGGCGGAAGGGCAAGAUGUCGAAGCGAGGGAGGGGUGGAAGCGCCGGAAACAAGUUCAGGAUGUCCCUCGGUCUGCCGGUGGCGGCGACGGUGAACUGUGCCGACAACACCGGUGCGAAGAAUCUCUACAUCAUCUCCGUGAAGGGAAUCAAGGGGAGACUCAACCGAUUGCCGUCGGCUUGCGUUGGGGAUAUGGUGAUGGCCACAGUGAAGAAGGGGAAGCCGGAACUGAGGAAGAAGGUCAUGCCUGCCGUCAUUGUCAGGCAGCGGAAGCCCUGGCGCAGAAAGGAUGGUGUGUUCAUGUACUUCGAAGAUAAUGCUGGAGUGAUUGUGAACCCCAAAGGAGAAAUGAAGGGAUCUGCUAUUACUGGGCCAAUUGGAAAGGAAUGUGCUGAUCUAUGGCCGAGAAUCGCUAGUGCUGCCAAUGCCAUUGUCUGAGUUGUAUCGAUAUUAGGCCAUCACUAUAUUUAUUUGUGUUUGCUGAUAGACAGAGAUGAGGAAGUAUAAAAAUAGUACCAUUAUGUCAUGUUAUCUAAGAAACCACUCGUGUUAUAGUUGUGUUGACUUUUGGAAUCAAUUUUGUCUGAUCUC
This is a messenger RNA of Linum trigynum, 616 nucleotides long. NCBI's taxonomy places the organism in Eukaryota, Viridiplantae, Streptophyta, Magnoliopsida, Malpighiales, Linaceae. The record is from the annotation of a GenBank genome assembly.